This is a messenger RNA of Entrophospora sp. SA101, 417 nucleotides long. The record is from the annotation of a GenBank genome assembly. Lineage: Eukaryota; Fungi; Glomeromycota; Glomeromycetes; Entrophosporales; Entrophosporaceae.
AUGACCUUGGUUUCAGCAGCAUUAAUAGAAAAAUCUGGUCGAAGAAAAUUAUUAUUAUAUUCAAUUUCAUCAAUGAGCUUGAGUAGUACGGUAUUGGCUUUAAGCAUAAAUCAUAAUUGGGGUUUUUUAGCUGCAUUUUCUAUUAUUGCAUUUGUAGCAUCUUUUGCUGUCGGUCUUGGACCUAUACCAUUUUUAAUUAUACCAGAAAUUGUUGAUACUACUGCAGCAGCAACAGCUUCAAGUCUUGGAUUAUCAUUGAAUUGGAUGGCAAAUUUUUUUGUUGGGUUUACCUUUUUGAUUGUUAGGGAAAUUUUAGGUGGCAGUGUUUUUUUCAUUUUCACAAUCUAUUUGUUGUUUGCUUUCUAUUUAACAAGAUUACUUGUGCCUGAAACUAAAGGAAAAACAGUCGAAGAAUGA